Molecule: messenger RNA, 3538 nt
Organism: Hypoxylon trugodes
Lineage: Eukaryota; Fungi; Ascomycota; Sordariomycetes; Xylariales; Hypoxylaceae
Exons: 4
Coding region: 479-2818 (779 amino acids)
Biological process (GO): regulation of actin filament polymerization
Cellular component (GO): actin filament; plasma membrane; site of polarized growth
Molecular function (GO): actin filament binding
Source: RefSeq, a predicted model, not a curated record
AUUGCAGGUGGAUGUAUGAGGGGUACGUAGGUACCUGAGAAAAGGCGCUGGAAGGACCUGAACUGAACGACCCCGAGGACCGGGCAGCAAGCACAGCCCACUUUCUGUCGUAAUGAACCAGCCAGACAAGUAAUUGCUCGCCAGGCACGAAUCGAAACUAUCGAUAAAUUGGAACUGCUGAAGACUUCAUCUUUUUUUUUUCCUUUUUGUCAUUGCAACCUUGAAUUCAUAUAAUCGCGGUCGAGACACAAACAUUACUACCUAACUUAUUAGAGUGCCCCAUUAAGAUUGGUCGGGUAUCACUUGAGCUUAGGCAACCAAAUACUAUACUACAAGCUCCCUGGUCUCUCGCUAUUGCUGUGACAUCACAUCCACUCCCCCUACUUUACUACUUUACUCCUGAUCUCCCAUACCAACCAAAACCUCGGAGCGGGCGAGAGACGAAUAAAACCGUUGCACCUUCGUACGCUCCUCGAAAAUGGCUUCGUUGAACCUUUCUACGAAUGGUCCCUCGAUUAAAAGCAGUUAUCAGGGAGUCAUUAACGCACCGGCUCCUCCCUCGGGCAGUUCUUCCACAUACGGUCAAUGGGCUCUAUUUUACGUCCAAGCCCCACUAGCAAACGCCUUUCAAGAUAGCGGGAGCAAAGAAAGUGUAUUAAAGGUCCAGUCAACGGGCUCUGGGGAACUAGAAGACCUUAUCGAGGACUUUAGUGAGGGUCGUAUCCAAUUUGCCUUUCUCAAGAUCAAAGAUCCCAACACUGGCUUGCCUAAAUAUGCCCUAAUCGCAUGGUGUGGCGGUGGUGUUCCCGAGAGGACGAAAGGUUACUUCACGAGUCAUUUGAAUGCUGUUUCGAAAGUACUUCAUGGAUACCACGUCCAGAUCACCGCUCGCUCUGAAACCGACCUCGAACCUGCGAAUAUUCUCCAGAAAGUUUCUGAUGCAUCCGGUGCCAAGUACACAGCCGGCGGCAGUGCACCUGUACAAACUGGUAGUGGGCCACCUCCAGUAAAGUCAAAACCCGUCUUCGCUGCAGCAAGCUCGUCUAGCUCCUUCAACCCUAUAGUCGCUGCACGAAAUGCAAGCCUUCGAAAGACCGACGAUGAUGGUUGGGGAGACGCCCCACAAGUUUCUCGGACCCAAAUUGAAAAGGUGGAAUCGGCUUAUAAACCAACCAAGGUCAACAUGGCAGAAUUGGUCAGCCAAAAGCAAGAACCUUCCAGAUUCAACGGUUCCAGCCAACAAGACGACAGGCCCAGAGAUGUCAUCGGAGGAGGAUAUCAACCAGUCGGAAAAGUUGACAUCGCCGCUAUUCGAGCCGCUGCGAAGAAACAGCAGGAUGACCGACCAGCACCAGUUAAGGGUGCAUACGAGCCAGUAGGCAAAGUAGAUAUUGCUGCGAUACGAGCAAAAGCUCAGAGACCUGCCGAUGCCGAGCCUGAACCGGAGCCUGCCGAGCAGUCUAAAUCUCUGGCAGACCGAAGCGCAGCGUUCAGCCAAGCAGAGCGUAUCACAGAACUCCCUAAGCCUAAGGUUGCAAAGAAAUGGGGUGGCGCGUCUACAUUCACGGGAACCAAGGCACCUACUCCUGGAGGUUUAGGCCUUGGUGGCCCUUCAGCUCCUGCUGCUCCUCCUGUUGGAUCUGCUAGUCGAACUUUCGCCGACCAAGGAGGAAAGACACCGGCUCAGAUCUGGGCUGAGAAGAAGGCAGCGCAGGGCGGUGCCUCCGGCACCGCUAAACCCAUUUCUCCUGUCGCGCCGCAGUUUAGUGGCGGUAGUGGAAGCGGGUGGCAGAGCGGGUACACAGGCAAGAGUUGGGCAACAGUCCAAACGGGUUCAUACGGUCGUGGCAUCCCAGGACAGAAGACUGGUGAGACUGAGACCAGCCAAGAGGCGCCGGGUUCUCCAUCAGGCGGAGUCGGUGCUUUGCGCGACCGCUUCAAGGAGACGCCACCAAUCAUCGCCCCUGCGCCGGCAGCACCUAAGGUUCCAUCGCCGGCUGAAGACAACGACCGAGCGCCACCGCCACCACCCCUGGCCUCACGACCUUCCGACGGUGCACCUUCUGGCGGGUUUGCACUGCCUGGUAUGCCCCCUCGUCCUCCUCCAGUCACAGAUGAAGAAGAGGAGCCUGAACGAGAGCAAUCGCCUGUUCGUAUUGCAGUUCCCGUGCCUCGCGGACCCGAGCCAGAGAUCGAACCCGCGCACGAGCCUCCCCGAUCACUUCCCGUUCGACCGAUCGAACAAGAACUUCCCAAGGAGGAAGAGAUUCCAGCAGAGCAUGAAUCCUACGACCCUCGUGCUGCAGCCACGGCUGUUGCUGAGUCCCAGUUUGGCCAUGAGCAGGUGGCAGAAGCACCAGCUGCAGCUUCUGGAGGCAAGCGCGCAUUAAUCCAAUACGAUUAUGAGAAAGCUGAAGACAACGAAUUGGAACUCCGAGAAGGUGAAUACGUCACUAACAUUGAAAUGGUGGACGAAGACUGGUGGAUGGGUACCAACUCUCAAGGAGAGACGGGCUUGUUCCCUAGCAAUUAUGUCGAACUUGUUGAAGACGAAGCUGAGGCACCGGCUGCUAGCCACGCGGCGGUACCUCCUCCGCCUGCACCCGCUGCUGCUGAGCCUGAACCCGAGCCUGCAGCUGGCAGUGGCCCUACAGCCACAGCCCAAUUCGAUUAUGAAGCCGCAGAAGAUAACGAACUGAGUUUCCCCGAAGGAGCUAAAGUCACGAACUUGGAAUUCCCGGACGAGGACUGGUGGUUUGGCCACUACAACGGCGAUUCCGGUCUAUUCCCCGCCAAUUAUGUGGAACUAGAUCAGUGAUAUAUGACUUCUUUUCUCACGGGACGACGCGACGACAAAGUGUUACAUCAGAAUAGUAGUUGUUGAUUUGGAGAGGAAUUAGAUAAAAGGCGAUGUCAACUUUUCAAUGGAAACGUAAGAGGACGAGAGUGGAUUAUUUUAUUUCUUCCGUAGGUACUACCGAACUGAACAAAAAGAAAGACUUUGCAUUUCCAUUUUACGUCAAAAGAAGAAUUACUAUGUAUGUACUUUCAACCUGUCAAGAUUAAGAUUGCGGGCUCUUCCCGAGGGAUGGCUCUUGGCGUCUGAAGCCAUCAGCCCUACGAUCGGAUCUAGGUACUUUGAUGUUUCAUACAGGGCUAGUGCUAGCUAGGUCUUUGAUACCCAAGUCCGAGAGUAGGUAUUUAGAUUUUUUGAGAAUAUCAAGUUGGAAGUGUAUCUUGCAUGUGUUCUUUUCGAUAAAUUAAAUCAAUAAUAUCUACUUAUGUACUAGGUAGGUAGCGUAGUAAGUGAAGAUCCGGACUAUCUCCUUGGCUGUGAGGAGGCCUCCACAAUGUCUCGGAGCUCAGUUCUAUAUACCACAUUCUCGGUAUAUAUCGCAAAUCAAUAUUAGGAAUAAUUAAUUCAACGGGCGCAUAAGAACGAUAGGUGAAAGUAGAGUCGUGGCGAUUAUAGCGGUUAAAAAUUAAGCGCCGCUUCUACUAUCUACCGUUGUUUCUUCACAACCUCGAUGAAGUCGGG